Messenger RNA from Vespa velutina, 5105 nucleotides. Its product is annotated as DNA primase large subunit-like. NCBI's taxonomy places the organism in Eukaryota, Metazoa, Arthropoda, Insecta, Hymenoptera, Vespidae. The transcript is spliced from 5 exons. Gene Ontology annotation, cellular component: alpha DNA polymerase:primase complex. The coding region runs from base 2829 to 4088 and encodes 419 amino acids. Gene Ontology annotation, biological process: DNA replication, synthesis of primer. The record is from RefSeq and is a predicted model, not a curated record.
UUCUUUUUAGUCUUAAACCCUUUGCACUCCGAAUCAUUCUGGACGUUGGCUAUCAGCUAAUCAGUGCGCUACUUUGUGGCAGAAACGUGCAUUUACAGACCCUCGUAUUAUUUAGUAUGGUUUUGAAACUAACUAACUUAUUAUAAUGAUAUUGGACUUAUAUGAAUUGGUUGAAAUCGAGAAAUGUAUAUUUGUAAAAAAAUCAAUAUUUUAUUUUUUAUAAUUUAGUACAGUGUGAUAAACUUUAAAACACUCCCCAAAAUGCAUUGCAGGCUGAUUAGUGCACGUUUGACAAUAAUAAGUUGUUUGACGCCUGCCACCAGGUGUUUUCCUGUCAGAACAAACAAUGCAAUCCCGUUUUCUUUGUCCCACAUCAGGAAUAUGUAGUUUAUUCUCUAAUCUAUUGUCCGCAGAAGAUGUGGAUGGACGCGUUCUAGAUUCACGAAAAUCACCCCUCAAUUGGUCAAUGAGUACCUUGACAAACUUGUGGUGCGUCAUUGGCGUUUCGUUAUUUGUUUGUUUUGAGAUUCGAUAAAUAAUGUAUGAAUUAAUGACACACAUUUCCAACCCCCAAAAAAAUAACUUCCUCCACCAUUUCAGUGACUUACAGAGAAAACAAUAUGUCGAAGCGUAUUGAUCCGCACGAUCCACACCACCCAUAUUUGCCAUGUAUUCUAACACCAUUUCAGGCUUAUUGACUGUUACAAUAUGUCCACCGCGUAAUGUUCUGUGGGUAGAUUGCAGUUGUGUGUUGUAAUAAUUAGUGAGUAUUGUGAUAAUUCUUUUGUCUUUCCACGCAAGAAGCGUAGUGCUAUUCUUCCUGUAUGCAACUGUUGUUUUUCUUGAAAAUUUUGGUUUUUUUAUUUGUGUCGGUACGCCUUUUCGAUUAACUUGUAUAGUGCCAGUAAGAUGACAAUUCAUCUUUAACAAUUCUUCUGCUAAUAGAAUGCUGGUAUAAUAUCUGUCAGUGUACAUGUGGUAUCCUUUUGCAUCAGGAAUUCUAUUUAACAACUUAUUAUAUAAAUGUAGUGGAAUCCUGGUCGUUACUGGAAGAUCAGACCGGGAAAUGUUAUCGGAAGUUAUGCUGCCGUAAUACGGAAGUAUUGUAAAUAAAUAUCCAGUUUUUGAAUCCGUUAGCGCAUAUAUGCGUAUACCCCAUUUCGUUGGCUUGUUCGGAUUAUAGGUAAUAAAUGCUAUUCUACCUUUGCAUUUUACAAUAGAUUCAUCCACCACGACUGCUUUAUACGGUAUGAAGUAUUGUCUAAACUUGUCAUCUAUAUAUUCUAAAUAAUUGCUAACCUUUUGGAUACGAGUUCUUAUCGUCGCAUUUCUUUGCGUGGGUUUCUUCAAAUGUAGCAUCCAAAAUAUUUGCAUAAAUCUGGCCCUAGUGAAUGUUUCUGGAAAGAAAGGAAUUCUACUAUUGGAAGCGGUAGACCAGUAUUCUUGAAUAUUUGGCAGUUGAAUCAAUCCCAUAUUUAGGAUAACUGCGAUGAAUGCUAAAAAUUCUUCUUUAGUAAUAUCGUGCCAGUUGUGCCAUGUAGAUUUUCGUGAAAGUUGUUUCUUUCUAAUUUCUUCAUUGGCAUAAUUGUUCGUUUCUUUUAUUAUACUGUCUGCUAAUUCUUCAGUAAAAUAUAAUGUAAAAUAUUCUAUGGGUUCUUUUACGUUAUUUGGUAGUUGUGGUCCAGCUAUUUCGUCAUGUAAGUCAAAAUUUAUCGUGACUGGAGGAACGCCUGAUUCAGUGACAUCUUCCCACUCUUCACUUGACGAUACGUUGUCAUGUUGCGGUGUGUUUUCUUUCGUAUCACUUUCAUUGCUGUCGCUAUCUAUGCAGUCUUUUCGUCGCCUUGUUGCUUGGACGAUAUCACUAUCACUGCUAUCGUUUUCUUCUACAAUUAGUCUUUCUAACAUAUCUGUAUAAACGUCUAUUUGGAGCUCAUCUUCACUACUACUCGUGUCAUGAGACUCAUUCGUGUUUGAACGUUUUGCCAUUGUUCUAAUAAAAAAUAUGAAUAAAUAUAUGGAUUGAAAAUUUUUAAUUGUUAUUACUAACUCACAAGAUGAUGUUUACCAAAAAAACUUUUACCAAACAAUUUAUUUACCAAGAGAAAAAUCACUUUUCCGAUUUUCUCACUCGUUAUUAGAUCUAAUUAUACCGGGCGGCGCUUCAAACCAAACUGAGUUCAGUUUUAGAAAUCUUUUCCUCCAGAUUUAGACUUGCUUAUUUAUGAUUAUAAAUCUCACUAUACAGUCCGUGCUAUGUUCACAUACCGACCUUUCUUCUACAAACUUGCCUUAUCGCUCUUUUCAAGUGGCGCCUUUGAAGUGCUCGGAUCGUCGUGAGCACGCCUCUCGCGUUCUCACUUGACACAAAACGCGCUGACAUUUUUUGUAUAUAUCCUUAGUAAUUUUACUAUAUUUUGAUUUGAUUUCUUGUGCCAUUUCAAGAGAAAACUUCAGGGAAACGUGCAUGUCUCAAAAAGUUGCGCUGAAAUAACUCAAUUACCCGUAAUCACUAAUCAACUUUAAUGUCCCAUGAGAAGGGACAGCGGAGUGCAAAGGGUUAAUCAUCGUGGAAUUAAUUAAGACAAAAUAGAUUUAAAUUAAAUUAAAAUAAUAUACUGACAUACUUAGUUUGGAUGCAUAAAAACAUUGUCCUCUUAUUACCUACGUAUCCAAUCUUAAAACUAUUAUUUCACUAUGCAAUAAUUCACAAAAUCGCAAAAACGCGAACUUUGAAAAAAAUGUUCAAAAGAAAAUGUAUCUAGCGAGUAAAAUUUGUCAAUAAGAAAUUAAUAAAACUCUCGUUGAAACAUUAAUCAAUAUCUAAAAUGUUUUAUAUCAAACCGCCGAGUGGACAGAUAUGUCUGCAUGUUAUGGAAAAAUGUGUAUAUACUAGAUUAGAAUAUUUAGAAUAUUUAUAUAACAACAAAACUAGUGAAUUUGAUGGAAAUUUUCAAUAUUUAUUAGAAGGUUCUGCAUAUGAUAAAGUUGGUCAUUUUAUAUUAAGAUUAAUAGCUUCAACAUCAACUGAUUUAUGGAUGUAUUGGGUUCAAAGAGAAACAUUAUUAUUGAAACAUCGACUAGAUAAUAUUAUACCUAGACAAUUAAAUAGUCUUCUUCAAAGUAUUAUACGGCAAUUGGAUAUGGUCAAUCACAAAGAAAAUGGGAUAAAUUUAAAUAUACGAAGAAUAUGUGUAUUCUAUUUACAAUCUAUAGUUUUUAAACAUAUUAUGUCAAAAAAUCAUACUGAUGAUUGUUGCAUUUUUCAAUACAAAGUAAGAUUUGAGUUAAUACCAGAAUUAAUCAAACGAAGAGAGGUUGAUUUAACUGCUGGAUAUGCUAUAGUAUAUUGUUCGCAAUGGAAAAAAUUAUUGAUAGCAUUAUUUAAUACUUAUUUAAUACAAGAUUUAAAACAUAUUAAAUCGCAUACAUGGCAUGUGAACAAUGAUGUUAGACUUAAUUCUCUCAAGCAACAAGUUCUGUUUUAUAUAUCACGAAAUAGACCUACCGUUGGAAGAAUAAAUAAUAAGAACAUAAAUUUUGAAGUACAGAAAUUUCCCUUGUGUAUGCAACAUCUUCAUACAGUAUUGAGGAAAAGUCAUCGUCUUAGUCAUUAUGCUCGUUUAUAUUACAGUCUAUUUUUAAAGGAAAGUGGAAUGAAAAUAGAUGAUGCUAUUCAAUAUUGGAAAGAGGAAUAUUCUAAACCACAUACCUGUACUUCUGUUUGUAUGCAUAAAUGGCAAACAGAUGCGAAAAAAUUUAUAUACAGUAUUAGACAUCUUUAUGGUUUAGAAGGAUCUCAUAGAAAUUAUAAAUCUCCCAGUUGUACUGUUAUGUGUACACAAAUUCCAGGACCUACAUAUGAAGGAGGUUGCCCAUUUAAAAAUUUUGAUUCAGAUAGGCUUACUAAUCUUUUGAGUACUUCAUUAACAAAAGAUGAAAUAGAUAAAUUUCUUAAAAUUAUGCCUUUGCAAAAGCCAGAAAUAAUAUGUACAACUUAUUUCAAAAUGAUACAUAAAAAUAGCGAUGAUGAUGUCAUUGUUAGUAGUCCAUUACAAUACUAUACAAUGGCAAAUAAUUUGUAUUAAUUACAUUUUAUAAAACAUACAGUAAAAGAAUAUUUAUAUUAUUAUAUUUUCUUGAACUGAUGCAAUUAACAUAUUUAUAUCAUAUACUUUAUGCUAUAAGAAUAAAGUUAUAUAUAACAUAUAAAUUGCUGCUUAAAAAGUGUAUAUAUAGUAUUAUUUACAAUAUUAUGUUUUAAAUUAUACAAUAAUUAUAAUUUGGAAAACUUUUUCAAUCCAUGAUCUAUAACUUCAUGCGUCAUACCAUUUUUAACUAAUAUAGACAACACUCCUAUUUUAUUUAAAUCAGAUAUGUUUCGUUGUUCAUCAUCAAAAAACAUCAUAUCUUUAUACUCGACAUUAGACAAUUUUUUAAUCCUAACAAAAUUAUUUACAUAAUUACUAAUAUCUUUUAUAUUUUAGUUUCAAAUAUAUUCAUAACAUAUGCAUUAUAACAUUUCAAAGAACUUACUGUGAAAAAUGAGUUGUUUUGGAACCGGGAUAUAUCUCCUUAUAUUUAAAAUAUUUUUCCCAAUCUAGUAAGUUCAAUAAUUGUUUAGCACCUUUAAUCUCUGAAGUGCGUGAUGCUACGCCAAGCUCAUAUCCUUCCUCUGACAAUUUCUUUAAUAUAUCAGGUACAUCUUUAUAAUGAUGUAUAAUCUGACCAUGUGCAUCUACUAUUUCAUCUUUUUUCCUGAAAUAUGUUACAUCUAAUAUUGAAUUAUAUUCAUUUUAGUGUAAAAGUAUUUGUACAAAAAAACCACAGAAUAUAUUGAAGAUAUGUGAUUGGUAUAUUACAACAAAACAAUUACAUAUGAUUUCAAUAAAACAAACCGUUUUACAAAAGGGGGUGUUACAUGUGUAUCAACCCAAAAAGGCCAUAAUGUAUAGUCUGAAAAUAAAAUAGCAAUAAAAGUAGCUAUUAAAAAAGCUACAUAUGUACAAAUUAACUAGUUCCUUAUGUUCUCAUCGCCACGUAGUAUUAUAAAAAAAAAUCGAGAAUUAAUAGUGAUUUUAUAAUGAAUAAAAUAUUUACUCUAA